Messenger RNA from Theobroma umbraticum, 666 nucleotides. Its product is annotated as Cytochrome C oxidase copper chaperone (COX17). The record is from RefSeq and is a predicted model, not a curated record. Gene Ontology annotation, molecular function: copper chaperone activity; copper ion binding. NCBI's taxonomy places the organism in Eukaryota, Viridiplantae, Streptophyta, Magnoliopsida, Malvales, Malvaceae. Gene Ontology annotation, cellular component: mitochondrial intermembrane space.
UGGCUUUGCUGCCUUCCUUAAAACCUCUAAAACCCCCACCGCCAGUUGAAGGCUCUGAAUCCCCCGUUUGCUCAAAACUCAACAUAUCUUACAUUGACUUAUUACCAGGGAGAAUGGGUGGGUUGCCUAUGCAAAAUACCUCUGCCUUAGCUUUGCCUGGUUCGCAGCAAAAUCAAGUGUCAGCAGUAACAUCUGGCCCAGAAUCAAAGCCAAAGAAGAAAAUUUGCUGCGCUUGCCCCGAAACUAAGAAGCUGAGAGAUGAAUGCAUAGUGGAGCAUGGUGAAGAGGCUUGUGCAAAAUGGAUAGAGGCUCAUCGUAAGUGCCUUCGUUCAGAGGGCUUUAAUGUUUGAGAUUGGCAUACAAAGUUUAUAGAAUGAAAACAUUUUGAGUUACAAACUAUUUACUUUGAGGAUUACACAUAGAUAUGAUUUGAACAUCUAGGAAUAAAGGAAAGAUAGCUUUCAAGGCAAUUGGAUGCAGCCAAGUUAAUUUUUAUUGUAUUUUCUCGUUUUAUGAGGUUGUACCUAUGUGGUGUGAAGUGGAAGCGCCAAAAUACUUUCAUGAGUCAGGAUAUGGACAGAUAGAUGAGUCCAUUUAUGUCUUGCUUCUUGAUUGAGUAAACAUUUUUCCCUUUUUAUUAUUUUAUUAGCUGACUAUCCUUGUCUA